Molecule: messenger RNA, 139 nt
Organism: Funneliformis mosseae
Lineage: Eukaryota; Fungi; Glomeromycota; Glomeromycetes; Glomerales; Glomeraceae
Source: the annotation of a GenBank genome assembly
AAUCCUCAGGGCUUAAAUUUGUUGACGAAGAAAGCAAACAUUAUUAAUGGACCGGCAUUGCAGAAUGUUGCGAUACUUCUUUUGAGUAGCAAAGAGUUUAUACAAAGUGUUUUUUCAUGGUUGACAGUCCCAAGAGUAG